UGACCUGGCAGAAACUGUUCACCUUUUAUUUUUUUUCUGGAUUAGUUUUCUGCCAGUCUGAUAUCCUCUGAUGGCUUGCCAAGUGUUUCCAGUGUGCUCAUCUUUCCCUGUCUGCCCAGCCCUGCCCAGAGGUGAGGUACUGGAUCUCAGUGCAGCAGCUUCCCUCGUGCCUUGGAGAGGAAUUGCAGCACAAUGGCUGCGUUCCCUGUCUUGGAGCAAGAAACAUUAUUCCAGAAUGGUACCUGGAGCUAUCGAAUUCCAGCCCUGCUCUACCUGCCACGGUUCAGCAUGAUCCUGGCCUUUGCUGAGGAACGAGAGGACCUGGUGGAUGAACAUGCCAAGCUGAUAGCCAUGCGCAGAGGCGUGUAUGACCCAGCCACGCAGCACGUUCAGUGGAAAAGGAUGGAGACCCUUGUCAGUGCACAGCUGGAGGACCACCGAUCUAUGAAUCCUUGCCCGGUAUAUGAUGAGGUCUCUGGAAAACUCAUCUUGUUCUUCAUAGCUGUCCCAGGAAAGAUCUCUGAGCAGCAUCAGCUGAGGACAAAGAUCAACCUGGUACGUCUUUGCUAUGUCACUAGCAUGGACCAAGGACGCACCUGGAGCACUGCCCAGGAUGUCACCGAUAGGACCAUUAGGAAUGAGUACAAGAACUGGGCCACGUUUGCAGUAGGGCCAGGUCAUGGAUUACAAUUGCUCAACGAGGCCCGGAGCCUUGUGAUUCCUGCCUAUGCCUAUCGUAUCUUGGAUCCCAAGCAACACCCCACCCCUCAUGCCUUCUGCUUCAUCAGCUCUGACCAUGGGACAACAUGGGAGAAGGGGAACUUUGUGGGGGAGGAGAGCGCAGUGGAGUGCCAGGUAGCAGAGGUGCAUAGCUGUGGCAGAAAGGUCCUCUAUUGCAAUGCAAGGAGCAACAGGGGAGCCAGGAUCCAGGCUGUCAGCUACAACCAUGGGCUGGACUUUGAGGGAGGCCAGAGGGUUGAAACGCUAAUAGAACCUCCCUCUGGAUGCCAUGGAAGUGUUACUGCCUUUCCACCUCCCCCGGAUGCCAGAUGUCAAGAUAGUUGGUUACUCUAUGCUCAUCCUACAGACCCAAGGGGUCGAAAAGAUUUAGGAAUUUACCUCAACAAAAACCCUUUAAAUCCAGGACACUGGACAAAACCCAGUAUACUCUUCAAGGGCCUGUGUGCUUAUUCAGACCUGCAGUAUAUGGGCACUGGGCCUGAUGGCUCACCUUUGUUCUCUUGCCUCUUUGAAUAUGGGACCCACAGACAAUGUGAAGAGAUUAUUUUUGUCAUGUUCACCUUGAAGCAAGCCUUUCCCUUGGAACACUGAGUCUCAAGCUUUUCCAUCAGCAUCUCUCCAAAAACCAUCUUUGUUGAUGCUUUUUACUGUCAUUUCUUAUCCCUCAGUAAAAGUUUUUUUACUCCUGCUGCACACAUAGUUUUGUGUUGUCUUGUUGUGUCUGUAGG
This is a messenger RNA of Poecile atricapillus (Black-capped chickadee), 1469 nucleotides long. RefSeq names its product neuraminidase 2 (gene NEU2). Gene Ontology annotation, molecular function: exo-alpha-sialidase activity. Gene Ontology annotation, biological process: ganglioside catabolic process; oligosaccharide catabolic process. The transcript has 4 exons. Bases 193 to 1332 code for a protein of 379 amino acids. Lineage: Eukaryota; Metazoa; Chordata; Aves; Passeriformes; Paridae. The record is from RefSeq and is a predicted model, not a curated record. Gene Ontology annotation, cellular component: cytoplasm; membrane; lysosome.